This is a messenger RNA of Portunus trituberculatus (swimming crab), 1051 nucleotides long. RefSeq lists its product as uncharacterized. The record is from RefSeq and is a predicted model, not a curated record. The transcript has 8 exons. Bases 1 to 1017 code for a protein of 338 amino acids. Lineage: Eukaryota; Metazoa; Arthropoda; Malacostraca; Decapoda; Portunidae.
AUGCAAGUGGAAGCGGAGAGCGCAUGCAUCGAAGCGGAGUGUCAGGAGGAGAGCAUGAAGAUUUAUGUCAAGUUCAACGGAUCCUUCACGGGACUUAUCUAUUCCUCGGGCUACGCCCACAGUGCUGACUGCGUAUACGUGAGCGGGUCGGGGCGCCCAUCGUACACGUUCAUCAUCCAACACAACCGGUGUGGUACGACCAACGGCGAUCAGAACGUUCCAGACGCCUACACCCGCCAACCUCUGAAGUCGGUGACGCGGAACACUCUGACGGUGCAGUACAAUCCGCUCAUUGAAGAAGUGUGGGACGAGCACUUCAAGGUUACCUGCGAGUACGACUACGAAUUUCGCAAGACGGUCACUUUCCCAUUUAUGGACGUGACAGUGAAGACCGGAGACCUGAGAGAGUUCACUCUGCGGGCCCCAGAGUGCAAGAUGGAGAUCCGUCAAGGCCUGCGAGCAGAUGGGCCGCGUGUCGACGGUCCUGUGCGUGUCGGCGAUCCGCUCACACUGGUCAUCUAUAUGACUUCCCAGCAUGAGAAUUUCGACAUGGUGGUGAGUGAUUGCCACGCGCACAACGGCGGUGACAAGCGCAUUCAACUGAUUGACUCAUUCGGGUGCCCCAUCGAUGAGUCUCUGAUCACCGGGUUUCAGGGGACAAGUGCGGGUGACAGUGCCCACCAAACCAAUGUGUUCGCCUUCAUGAAGACCUUCCGCUUCACAGGUUCCAGAAUGUUGUACCUGCAGUGUGACGUAACCAUGUGUCUCGGCAGGUGUCCGAAAACUGAUCCUUGCCACUGGCGACGCCAUAGAAGACACAUCAAAGGAGAGGGUGAAGGAAAAAUAAAAGGAGAGGAGGUAGAGGAAGAGGAAGAUGAUGGUGAGAAAGAAGGAAAGGAGAGCAAAGUGGACCACAAUGCCUCCACCCCUGCUAACAUGUCAGAGAGCCUCAGAAUGACACUUGAGGUGGUACGGGACGAGCAGGUCUUCCAUGCACGCCGUAAGUCACGUGGUUAGUCAGUUAGUUGAUCUGUUACAGAGUGUCCUCAAG